UAUAAAAUUAACCACAUGAUCAACUUCCCUAGGUAAAUUUUCUGACGAAGUUUUGCAACGCAUCCGGAGCUAUAAUAAUCAUCACAACGAAAUGGUUGAUGUAAACUUCCUGAAUUCAUUUCGAAUACCAUAGGCUGUAGAAGGAUUGUCAUUAUGUCUAAAACUUUACAAACACAGGAGAGCUUUGCUGAAGAGAUUGACUAUAAUGAUUUAAAGUUCGAAAAGAUUGUUGGGAGAGGUGCAUUUGGCGUUGUCAGCAAAGCCAGGUGGAGGAACAAGGAUGUAGCCGUCAAGAUGAUAGAAAGCGAAGCUGAAAUUAAGGCAUUUUUGGUUGAGUUGCGGCAACUGUCGCGUGUAGAACAUGAGAACAUUGUGCGCCUCUACGGCUCUUGUCAGGGAAGUCCUGUUUGUCUCGUGAUGGAGUAUGCAGAAGGAGGCUCCCUCUACAACGUGCUACAUGCUCCGCCACCGCAGCCAGAGUACACAGCUGCGCACGCUAUGAGCUGGGCGUACCAGUGUUCCCGAGGAGUUUCUUACUUACACGGAAUGAAGCCACAAGCCCUCAUUCACAGAGAUCUAAAACCUGCAAAUCUACUCUUAGUAGCAGGAGGUACCGUACUUAAGAUAUGUGAUUUUGGGACAGCGUGCGAUAUACAAACCUACAUGACCAAUAAUAAAGGCAGUGCAGCGUGGAUGGCACCCGAGGUAUUUGAAGGAAAUCAAUACAGUGAACGAUGCGACGUCUUCAGCUGGAGCAUAAUUUUAUGGGAAGUAAUUACAAGAAGGAAACCAUUCAGCGAGAUAGGGGGUCCAGCCUUUAGGAUCAUGUGGGCAGUUCAUCAAGGUAAACGACCUCCACUUAUACGAAAUUUGCCAAAACCAAUAGAGAAGUUGAUGACCAGGUGUUGGUCGAAAGAGCCGACGCAAAGACCUUCCAUGGCGGAAGUAGCAAGUAUUAUGUCUAAACUUAUGGAGUAUUUCAAGGGAGCAGAUGUACCUUUAGUUUAUCCUCAGGUAGCAAAAGAUAAAAACACAGCUGAUAGCCAAAAAGAUAAGGAUGAGGAUGACGAGGAAGAUUUGGAUGAGGAGUCUGUUAUGACAAGUGGUAGCCAAAUUCCAGAAUCACGAGCGAACACAUUGAGUGACACAGUAAUUAACCAGCGGUCCAGUCAAGAUGUUGAACCCCCUAUGUACUUGACAUUACCCACUCCACAGCAAUCAAAUGUUGCACAUUUACGAGGGACACUUGCUAAUGUCCAUCUUGACCCAAACUAUGAAAACAAGCGGAAAUCAACAGAUUUUGCAGAGCUGCGCUUCAAUGAAGAACAAAAAAAACCAGUUAUGGGUCAUCGUAGGAGUAAUUCUCACGGCCAAACAUUCACUCCAUCGCAAAUAUCUACUAACCAGCCGAAGCCAGAACCUAAUUUGCAAUUUUUGUUAACCUCCUCGAAUGCCCCCGCUGUAAAUAUUCUACCGUCCUCCCCAGCCCCCCACUCGCCAAUUCCACACUCCAACACUGUUCCUAGCAACCUUGGUGACACUUUUGACUUUAUCAAGCCCAAGUCCAGGUCAUUUUCUGAACAUCAGAUCUUGAAUCAAACAGAUCCAUAUGAGGCUGAGGGUGCACUUCAGUCGGGUAGACUAGACCAAUCAUCUGCAAAUGCUGCACCUUCGCAGUCUGCAUACAACAAUCAACCCGGUAGCUCACGGUCUAGCAGAGCAACUCGUAGUGUGUCCCUGGAUAAUCAAGGAGCACCACAGCAGUCAAAUCCAGAUGAUGGUUUACCAAUGGCUUACAUGACAUUAGAUAGUCGACUACAGCCUCUUCCCCCGAAUCCUAACUCGAAAGAAUCUUUAGAAGUGUUUGAUAGUCACUGUAAGAUGGCACAAGACUACCUGCGUGUGCAAACUGAAAUUGCUCUCCUUCACCAAAGAAAGAAAGUACUUGCUGGGCAACUGGACCAAGAUUAUAAAGAACAACAGUCAACUUUCCAUUACUAUGAAGAGUAUUUAUCAGUAAAAAACCAAUCAGAACGACUAAAGGAACAACAUAGACUGCUGAAAGAAAGUCUAGACUACAUACGAAGGCAACAGCCUGCUAAAAUCUACCAUCCACCAUCUUAACGCACAUGGUUCAUAUUUUAAAGUUUGCAUCAAAUUCUUCGGCCAGUAAAGUAUAAUUUACAACAUUGGUAUCGCUUAAGAGUACUGCAUAGCCUACAAGGAGAUUUUUCACUGUACGACCUCAGUUUACAAACAAUUUAAAGAGGUUCCUCUAGUGUACACCUUAAAAACUAGUCAACUUAUGUUGAAUAAUCUACGCAUAUUGAUUAAUGUUGUUUAUGUUUGAUAGAAGCAACAGGUGAUACGUUUUGUAAGGUGUACAUUACCAUGCAAGUAGCAAUGUACUGUACUAUGGUAAGCUGGCAUGAAAAAUAACUAUGCUGUGUUUAUUGCAGGCCAGUUUGGCCAAAAAUAGGUGCCAUUUUUGUCACAUUUUGUGGUGCAUCGUAGAUAUUUAUUAGUGAGUUUUAGAUCUGAGAUGCUGAGUGUACUGGGUCCGUAUGCUAAUUAUCUAUGACGUAUGACACAAUAAUUAUGCAAAGAGUAUGUAUGUGUCGGGAUGAUGUCAAACUGUCACAGAUCACUCAACGUCUCGAUCUAAAACCUACUAUUGAGACGUUUUACCUGCUUACAUGCAUGUUGUAAACACCUAUGAGGUAAACGUGAUUGAUUCACAGUUAUGUUGAUUGAAUGUGCAAGAAACUGAUGACCUAAAAUCAUGGUAGAAUUAAAAGUAAAAGUACAGAUAACAUGCACACUGUUAAGUUGCUGAUUGAAACUUAGGCUCAACCGUAAGGUUUAGAUUCAUAUCCAAACUUGGCUAUAACAAGUUAUUUUUAUCUAUGCUUUUCUUCCUCCACCCAAAAGUGUGAUGCUAUUUUGGUAAGAAAGGAAUGUGAAUGUAUGUUUUUUUCUUUGCAGGAUAUUUAGGCAUGACUAGGAAUAUUUGGUAGAGUGUGGAAGGUUGCACAUUGUGAAUGAUUGGACUAUCAGUGAUGAAUGUAAUACGGCCUAAAAAAAAUUGAUGAAUGUAAUAAGGCCUAAAAAAAAUUGUUUGUUUGCCCUUCUCACCCGCUCCUAACUCAUGAAAAAUAGUAGAGACGGCAAAACCAAAAAAAAAAAACCUACAUUCAUUGCAAAAUGUCAACUGUGGGUUAUUUAUAUUCCAUCUGAUGAGUAAUCUUGGGGGAAAAAAAAAAAAAUUCAACUCGCCCUUUUUUAUCAUUUUAAAA
Anneissia japonica is the source of this 3296-nucleotide messenger RNA. Its product is annotated as mitogen-activated protein kinase kinase kinase 7-like. Lineage: Eukaryota; Metazoa; Echinodermata; Crinoidea; Comatulida; Comatulidae. The transcript has 16 exons. Gene Ontology annotation, molecular function: ATP binding; MAP kinase kinase kinase activity; magnesium ion binding. Bases 154 to 2124 code for a protein of 656 amino acids. Gene Ontology annotation, biological process: positive regulation of canonical NF-kappaB signal transduction; protein phosphorylation; JNK cascade. The record is from RefSeq and is a predicted model, not a curated record.